Molecule: messenger RNA, 723 nt
Organism: Effrenium voratum
Lineage: Eukaryota; Dinophyceae; Suessiales; Symbiodiniaceae
Source: the annotation of a GenBank genome assembly
AUGAGGGCGAUCCAGGAAUCUGUGGAAAAGUCACGGCAGGCGGCACUGGAGCGCACACAGCUGCGGUUGCAGCACGAGUCUGCUGAGAAGGAGGCAAGGCGGCGGGAGGAGGCUGCGCGCUUGCAGAAGGAGCGCUGCUUCCAGUCUCGUCGUGACCUCAUCAAGGCUAUGGAUGUGGCGCGAGAAGAGGACGCUUUAGUCUUCCUGGAGCAGAUGCGGGGCAACCUGGACAUGCUGGUAGCGACGGAUGAGUACGGCUCCACGCUGUUGCAUGAGGCAUGUUCCCGCGGCAUGCGCAAGCUCGCACUGGCUGUGCUGGAGCAGACAAAGGACGACCAGGAGCACGCGCGGCUGCUUUUCCAGCGAGACUACAGGGAUCAGACGCCCUUGCACAGAGCGGCAGCUGCUGGCAAUGGGGAGAUCUGCUUGGAGCUCUGCAAGCGGAAAGAGUGCCGCAUCGGGCUGAAGGACCGAGACGGGCGCACGGCACUGCAGGUGGCCAAGCACUGGGGCUUCAGUGCUGCUGCUGACGCCAUCUUUAGGGCGAUCAACCCUUUGCCUGAGCUGCAAAUGCAGGUCAAGCCACCCGAACCGGAAGAGGAGCACGCGCCGGAAGAGACACAGGCAAAGCGUGGCAUGUGGGGACCUGAGCGCUUGCCAAGCAUCUCUAUGAGUGACCAUCUUUUUUGUUUGUUUUCGUGCUUGAGGGUCUCCCAAGCUUGA